GUGUUCAUCUUUCGAGCAAAAGGGAAAGUAGUCAGGGGAGCGUACGAUUAACUCGUUUGAGUUAGCAUGACACCAAAAUAUUUUGGAGAUACCUUGCAGCUAAGAUUCGCUGUUCUAGAAAUGGCAUAAUCACCGCUCCCCCUCUUUUCCUUUCCCAACAUGCCUGUGUGUGUCACGUCUAGACGUGUCCCCGAUUCUCUUUGGAACGCAGUCGGUGCUAGAAUUCCGGCCUUAGAACGUAGCGUGUCCCUGCGCUCGACGGCCUUCCUGCAGUGAAGGUCUUGACGUUCGAUUUUAGAAUCUUAGGUGACCCGAGCAUUCUGCGGCGCAUCAGCUGAUCAAAAUGAGUAGCCUCGGCGGCGGGGAGCAGAGUGUCGGACAGGAGAGCAGCGCGGGCAGUUCCCUCCGCACGUACCCGAAGUUGCCAGUUUGGGUGGUGGAAGAUCAUCACGAGGUCCUUCCUUUCAUUUACCGAGCUAUUGGCUCAAAGCAUCUUCCUGUUAGCAACAUCAGUUUUGUCCAUUUGGACUCCCAUCCAGAUCUUCUUAUACCAGUGAACAUGCCUGCAGAUACUGUGUUUGACAAAGAAACUCUGUUUAGUGAGCUAAGCAUUGAAAACUGGAUUAUACCUGCUGUUUAUGCUGGUCAUUUUUCACAAGUGAUAUGGCUGCAUCCAGCUUGGGCUCAGCAAAUAGAAGAAGGAACUCAUAAUUUUUUAGUGGGCAAAGAUACCUCUACUACUACGAUAAGGGUUACAAGCACAGAUGCUUACUUCCUUUCUGAUGGUCUUUAUGUCCCUGCUGGUCAGCUGGAGAACAAAAAAUCUUUACAUCUGAGUGUCUGCCUUGUGAAUCCCUCCAAAGCUGCUGGCGAUUGGGAAGGCAACCAAGCUCCACUUUCUGCCAAGAAAUGCAAAUUAAGCGUGGAUGACCCUGGGGAUGCCUCUUCAUCAAAAGACCCUGGUGACCUGACCCAGAGUUGCACAGAUGGGCUGUCUGACAGCUGUGAAAAGAGAAUCUCUGUCCAUGAGAAGCCAAGCAAGUUCCAGGUUCCCGGUGGAUCUGGUUCCAUUGGAAAACACCCAUGUCAAAUGACAGAACUUGUCAAAGACAUUCUCCAAGUGCUGCAGAAGAGCACUGCUUAUGUUUUAGAUAUUGACUUGGACUUCUUUUCGGUUAAGAAUCCUUUCAAAGAAAUAUACACUCAGGAGGAAUACAAACUCUUACAAGAACUGUACAGUUUUAAGAAGCCUAAAAGCAAUUUAUCAGAGGAGGAGUUGCUCGACUGUGUUGAGAGUCGCACACACCAGUUGGAAGAUCUAGAAGCAGCUUUUGCUGAUUUAUGUGAUGAUGACACUGAAGAAAAUCUGAAAAGAUGGGCUGCAAAUCCUGGAAUGAAACCUCUAGUUCAACUUGUACAUAAUUUGAAAGAUCGAAUGGGUACUCCAGAUUAUGAGAUGGUCCAUCAAGCUGGCCUUACAUGUGAUUAUUCAGAAAUUCCUCACCAUGUUAGUACUGAAGAGGAGAUAGAGAGUUUUAUACAGUCUAUACAACAUCUCUUGGGAAGCUUACCAAAACCAACACUUGUGACCAUAGCCCGGUCCAGCUUGGAUGACUACUGCCCUGCAGAACAAGUUGAGUUCAUACAAGAGAAGGUCUUGAAUGUCCUGCAUUUGGUAUAUGGCACCUUGGAUGUUCAUUUGGAGUACUUGGAAAAUUUAUGUCCCACUGGAACGGAUUUUUCAUCUACAGCAUAAUCAGUGUGGCUGUAGCCUAUGGGCGUAAAAAAACCUGAUAUUACAAAAGUAGUAUUUCUUCUUUCUAUGGAGUGGAAUCCUUUACAGAAGUAUUUAUGAAGCUGGAUUGAGUAUGUGAGCACUUACUUGAUGAUACUUGUUCUCCCAACUCAUUUUUCUUUUUUAAAUUGAAUUGUUUUGCUGCUAUUGCUCUAUAGGGGGUUCCCCCCCCCUUAUUAUUUUGCUUAAGGAUGUGACAUAGAAAUUUUGCUUUUCCUAAUGUGGGAAAGAUAGCAGAAAAAUAAAUUUCCACUCUUGUUUGUAUCUGGUUGCCAUAAAAAGCAAGGCAUAGCUGUCAGACACUACAACUGUAUGUUGUAGGGAUGUGAAAACAUUCAAAUUCAAACCAUUUCAAGUUGAAAAUAUCCAUCCUGAGCAUGAAACGCACCUUCCCCAAAUGUGAUACAAGAUUGUCUCAAGCAUUUUGAAGGUGUUUUGGAUCAAAGUAGGAUAUUUUGCACUUGAAAUAGAAUGGUUUCAAGGUUUCAGAGUGCCUGAUACUUGAAAUGGUUGUUUUGUACUCAAGAUUGGCAUUCCAAACUUGGAAUCGGGGUUUUCAGGUUCAAAAUCUUUAAUGCAGGUUCAAAUACGAUAUAUACUUUUUCACUUCUGGAAUACGAUACAUUUGAUGGCAGCGAGAGUCCUAGUAUUGUCUUCCCUUGUCUUACAAAACUUAGAUCAGUGAUUCUCAAAUUGUAUUGAAGAGAGAGAACAAUUUUAUUAUCAAGGUUAAUAAUAAUAAUACCAAUUUAUUAAAUUUAUACGCCACCUGACUCCCAUUACAAUCAUGUGUGACCUCUGAAUGAAAUGGUGGAGAAUUUAAAGCAUGUCAUGAUUUAAUCAAGUAUAUGGAAGCCAGAAGCCUUAUUUCCCUCCUUUCAGACAGGUAGGAUAGGCCCAGAGAAUAGUGGGUGCGUUAAGGCCAGAAGACUAAAUACCAUAUUCAACUAGAACUUUCAAAGUACAAGUGAAACAAAGGCAGGAGAUACUCCCUGGUGCUAUGAUUUGAUUUCCUACUGCUUUUCUCCUUUUGUGCUUUCAAAACCUGCCCUAUAGGGUAUCUUAGUCUUCUAGAACAGGGGUGAGGAGAUCAGAGGUCAGGAGGUAUGUUUUUCUGGAAAUUAAACAGCAUUGGAUCCAAGUUAGGAAUGUAACUGAUAGCAUUUGUAUCCUUUGCUGAGACAACGAAAACCUAUUGCUUAGUCCCAUAGAAAUGCUCUGCUAAUGAUUAGUGAUUAGUGUUGAAUCACUAAUCAAGUAGACUUCACUUUUGAUCAAGAAAAGCUGCAAAAAGUUCCAGGUAGUAAAAUGGAGAUAAUGGAGAAUAUAUCAGCCAUCAUAGUACCAUUAUCCUAAUAUCUUUUUCUGUUUAAUUAACAGCUCCCUAAAAUAAAUGAAGAUUGAUUCAUCUACUUCAGAGGGGGGGUAUGUAAGUUGCUGCACCAAUGUACCUUAUGAUUUACCAUUUAAGUAAAGUACUGUUACCUUUGAAAGAGAAAAAUCUAGCCAGAGUGUCAUCUUUUGAUGAAAUUAUUAUUCUAUAAACUUUAAAAAAAAAAAAAA
Messenger RNA from Python bivittatus (Burmese python), 3358 nucleotides. It is a transcript of the gene CUNH5orf22, whose product is annotated as chromosome unknown C5orf22 homolog. NCBI's taxonomy places the organism in Eukaryota, Metazoa, Chordata, Lepidosauria, Squamata, Pythonidae. The record is from RefSeq and is a predicted model, not a curated record.